CGUGACGCGGGCCCGCGCCCCGCGCCCACCAUGUCCUACCCGCAGGGCUACCUGUACCAGGCGCCCGGCUCGCUGGCGCUCUACUCGUGCCCGGCGUACGGCGCGUCCGCGCUGGCAGCGCCGCGCAGUGAGGAGCUGGCGCGCUCGGCGUCAGGCUCGGCGUUCAGCCCGUACCCGGGCUCGGCGGCCUUCACGGCACAGGCGGCCACCGGCUUCGGCAGCCCGCUGCAGUACUCGGCCGACGCCGCCGCCGCCGCAGGCUUCCCGUCCUACAUGGGCGCUCCCUACGACGCGCACGCGACCGGGAUGACCGGCGCCAUCAGCUACCACCCGUAUGGCAGCGCGGCCUACCCGUACCAGCUCAACGACCCGGCGUACCGCAAGAACGCCACGCGCGACGCCACAGCCACGCUGAAGGCCUGGCUGCAGGAGCACCGCAAGAACCCCUACCCCACCAAGGGCGAGAAGAUCAUGCUGGCCAUCAUCACCAAGAUGACCCUCACGCAGGUCUCCACCUGGUUCGCCAACGCGCGCCGGCGCCUCAAGAAGGAGAACAAGAUGACCUGGGCCCCGAGGAACAAAAGCGAGGACGAGGACGAGGAGGACGGCGAUGCUGCGAGGAGCAAAGAGGAGAGUGCGGACCAGACGCGGGAGGGCGCAGAGACCUCGGCGGAGGACGAAGGCAUCAGCCUGCACGUGGACUCGCUCACGGACCACUCGUGCUCGGCCGAGUCGGACGGGGAGAAGCUGUCCUGCCGCGCCGGGGACGCCCUGUGCGAGUCGGGCUCGGAGUGCAGGGACAAGUACGACGACCUGGACGACGACGACGACGCCGACGAGGACGAGUGCGCACGGGACCUGGCGCCGCCCAAGCCCGUGACCUCCUCGCCGCUCACCGGCGUGGAGGCGCCGUUGCUGAGCCCUGCGCCCGAGGCCGCGCCCCGCCUGGGCGGCAAGACGCCCCUGGGCAGCCGGACAUCGCCGGGCGCGCCGCCGCCCGCCAAGCCCAAGCUGUGGUCGCUGGCCGAGAUCGCCACGUCGGACCUGAAGCAGCCGAGCCUGGGCCCGGGCUGCGCGCCCCCGGGGCUGCCCGCUGCUGCGGCGCCCGCCUCCACCGGGGCCACCCCGGGCGGCGCGCCCUACCCCGCCUCGCCCCUGCUGGGCCGCCACCUCUACUACACGGCGCCCUUCUACGGCAACUACACAAACUACGGGAACUUGAGCGCAGCACUGCAGGGCCAGGGCCUCCUGCGCUACAACGCGGCAGCCGCGGCCCCGGGCGAAGCGCUGCACUCGGCGCCCAAGCCGGCCAGCGACGCCGGCAAGGCGGGCGCGCACCCGCUGGAGCUGGAGCCGCACUACGGGCCGGCGGGCGGCGGCUACGAGCCCAAGAAAGAUGCCGGCGAGGGCUGCGCGGCGGUGGGCGUCCAGCCCUACCUAUAGAAGGGCCGAGGAGCCGGCAGCGCAAGUAGGUGUCACAAUUGCUUUGG
Molecule: messenger RNA, 1490 nt
Organism: Heterocephalus glaber (naked mole-rat)
Lineage: Eukaryota; Metazoa; Chordata; Mammalia; Rodentia; Bathyergidae
Gene: Irx2
Product: iroquois homeobox 2
Biological process (GO): regulation of transcription by RNA polymerase II; cell development; neuron differentiation
Cellular component (GO): nucleus
Molecular function (GO): RNA polymerase II cis-regulatory region sequence-specific DNA binding; DNA-binding transcription factor activity, RNA polymerase II-specific
Source: RefSeq, a predicted model, not a curated record